GCCUGCCAUAGCUUCCCGACGCUUGUGGUCCUUCCCAGACCCCUAAUAAUAAAAGACGUUAUUGGCGUCCACGUUUACAUUCGCAUCUAAACGCCUGAGCUGAAGUGGCAGAGAGUGAGCGUGCCUUCAUCACAGCACUUGAACAGUCGUAGAAACCUGAGAGGAGAGAUGCUACUGUCUGAACAGACGAGAAAAGUUCUGUCGAUUUCCUGCUGUUUGAUAUGUUUACUUCUCUUUCUUGCCGAAACACGUGCGGCCUCCACGUGUGGGGCGAGGCAGUUUAGAUGUGGAAACGGGAAAUGCAUCACGACAAGAUGGGUGUGUGAUGACGCCGACGACUGCGGCGACGGGACCGACGAGUUGCCCGCUACCUGCCAGGCAAAGACAUGUUUGCCAACAGAGUUCAGCUGCGGUGGACGUCUGAGUCAGUGUGUGCCAGCCGGCUGGCGCUGCGACGGCAAAGAUGACUGUGAGAACGGAGCCGACGAGCAGGGCUGUGUGGCAAAGGAGUGCGCGAGCGAUGAAUUUCGCUGCGGUAACGGCAACUGUGUGUCCAAGACCUUCGUAUGUGAUACUGACGAUGACUGUGGAGAUGGUAGUGACGAAGCUUCCUGCCCGAAGCCCACCUGUACCAGUGGCUCCUUCCAGUGCAAUAACUCUGUGUGCGUUCCCCGCCUGUGGGCGUGCGAUGGAGACCAAGAUUGCGCCGAUGGCUCGGACGAGUGGCCGGAGAACUGCGGGACCCAGGCUCCCCCGCCCAAGGCCAUGCCCUGCCACGCCCAGGAGUUCCACUGCGGGAGUGGAGAGUGUAUCCAUAGCGGCUGGAGGUGCGAUAGAGAGUCUGACUGCGUGGAUCACUCUGACGAAGCCAACUGCAGUUUCGCCACGUGCAGACCAGAUGAAUUCCAGUGUAACGAUGGUAUCUGUAUCCCAGGCGCACGUCAGUGUGACCACGAAUAUGACUGCAGGGACCAGAGCGAUGAGAUGGGCUGUACCACUGAGAAUAAGUGCGAGGGUCCAGGCAAGUUCCAGUGCCAGAGCGGAGAGUGCAUCAGCUUCGACAAUGUCUGUGACAGGAGGCGGGACUGCAGGGACUGGUCUGACGAACCCAUCAAAGAAUGUGGUACAAACGAGUGUCUCGUCAAUAACGGAGGAUGCUCUCACGGAUGUAACGAUUUGAAGAUAGGCUACAAGUGCCUUUGCCCGGCGGGUUACCGCCUGGUGGACAACAAACGCUGUGAAGAUAUUGACGAGUGUGCAGACCCCGAUACCUGCAGUCAGAUCUGUAUAAACCUGGUGGGCGGCUACAAGUGUGACUGUGAGGAGGGAUACCAACUGGAUCCCAAGACCAAAGAGUGCAAAGCUAUAUCAGGUGCAAUUCCAUAUCUGUUCUUCACCAAUCGCCAUGAGGUGAGAAAGAUGACGCUAGACAAGAGGGAGUACACACACCUCAUCCCUCGUCUGAAAAACGUGGUAGCCCUGGAUAUGGACAUGCCCAGCAAGAAGAUCUUCUGGUCUGACCUCAGCCAGAAAAAGAUCUACAGUGCUCUUGUGGACACAGCGGGAAACUCCUCCCUCCACAGCACAGUGAUUGGCACACAACUUGCAGCACCUGAAGGGCUCGCUGUUGACUGGGUCCAUGGCAACAUCUAUUGGACUGACAGUCUUUAUCAGACCAUCUCCGUGGCGACCACAGAUGGAACCAAGAGGAAGACCAUCAUUAAACAGGGCUUGCAGAAACCACGCAGCAUUGUCGUGGACCCUGAGCACAACUUCAUGUAUUGGACUGACUGGGGCAACGUCGCUAAGAUUGAAAAGAGUGGCCUUAACGGAGCAGGUCGCCAAGCCCUGGUCUCCGACAAUAUUCUCUGGCCCAACGGCAUUACACUCGAUAUGGUGAGUCAGAGGCUGUACUGGGUAGACUCUAAGCUGCACACUCUUUCAAGUAUCCACGUGGAUGGCAGAGACAGACACACCCUGAUUGUCAGCGAGCACAUGUUGGCUCACCCCCUCUCCCUGACUGUGUUUGAGGAGAAAGUCUUCUGGACAGAUGUCUCUACCCAUGCUAUUCUGAGCGCUAACCGUCUGACAGGAAAUGACAUCACCAAACUGGCAGACGGCCUCACCUCCCCAGAGGACAUUCUGUUAUACCAUAAUCUCAAACAGCCAGCUGGGAAGAACUGGUGCCAAGAGAACAAUUUUGUAAAUGGAGGAUGUGAGUUCCUCUGUCUUCCUGCACCUUACAUCAAUGAACACUCACCCAAAUAUACCUGUGCCUGUCCUGACCACCUGACUCUUGGGCCAGACAUGAGGUCGUGUGUCCCAGCUUCAGAAAUAGCCGAGCAUUCUAAAACUACACGCAGACCACCUAAGGUCACGUCCAAGCCUGCACGGAGGCAGCCUGCUACCUCCACCACCACCUCCACCACCACUACAACUCUUGCCAGAACUACACCCCUCGGCGUUCCAGUUGACCAGGACAAAAACAAAACUGAUCAAAACGCUACUAAGUUGAGGGUCUCCUCUCAAGGAGGUUCCAGUGAUGGAUAUGUGGCUGUGGCCAGCACCCCCCAGCACCCAACUGCCUUGUACAUUGUUCUACCAAUUGUCAUUAUAUGCUUGGCUGCUUUUGGCGCCGUGUUGCUACGGAGACACUGGCGGAUGAAGAACACCAACACUAUCCAUUUUGACAACCCUGUGUACCAGAAGACUACAGAGGAUGAACUGCACAUCUGCAGGAGCCACAGCCAGGAUGGCUACACAUACCCCUCACGUCAGAUGGUAAGCUUAGAGGAAGACAUGGCAUGAUGUUUCUCAGGCCAAACCCAAAGAAGUUUGUUCGAAAUGAAGACCGAAGACAAAUAACAGGACUUGUUUUUUUUUCUGAAAUGCUGCUCAGAUUUUUUUUUUUUUUGUUAAUUUCUCUCGAUGGCUUUUGAUCUCACCUCGUCACUGAGUCAACGUCCAUCCUGAAACUAAAGGAUUGUUCCAGAAAGGAAUCAUAAAAAAGAAGGAGUGAAUAACAUGACAAUCAUGAAGAGCAAAAAUGAGGAACUUUUUUUUUGCCUACAUCUUGAGUUGGGGGGGGGGGGAUCAACAGCUUCUGAAGAAUUCCGUGAUGCUUUAGUCCAUGGACUUCCUGUGGAAUGAAGGUUAAAUGGUUAACGGCUGGAGCACCGUCUCUUUGCACAGUACUCAGUGGCAGUAGAACUAUGAGUGCAUGAGCAGUCGAAUUAGGGCAAAGGUUUUAGAUCUACUUAAAGAAAAAAAAAUUCCUCUUAAUAUGAAUGACCUCAACAACCCUGUAAGACAGCUUAAAAUUCAGAGGGUUACAUAUUUUAUGGUAGCUUUUAUUUUUUUUAAUGCAUACACAUAUAUGUACAUAUACUAUUAUUAUAUUAUAUUUACAAGUAUACUUAGUUUGUUUGCCUUUGAUAUGAAAGUGUGACAUAUAACAAAAUUUCCCUCUGAGCUUUCCUUGCACUAUGUGAAAAUUUACUUUAAAAUGACUUAACUGAUUCUGACACGUCCAUUUUUAGAUAGGCAGUUAAUUUUAAAGUGUAAUGACAUAGAAUGACAUGAAAGGGGUUUUUCUAUGUUCAUUGGAGUUUGGUACAUUAUGUUCAGUUCUAUAGUAGCUUCUAAAACCGCUCUAAUACUUCGUCAGCUGACAGGGCAGUAAGUAAUGCACAAACUCUUUAUGCCACCAAAAAAAAAACCAGAGCUCAGCACUACACGAAUUUCCCAAAGGGAUACUAGAAUACAGCAUAGCAGCACUAUUCAGAAAGAAGCAGCCCUGGCACCUCUGAAUGUUUUUCACGUUAGUGUUUGCACCUCUAGCAUAUGAUAUUUUCCAGUCAGGGGUAAAUGAAGAAAAGAGGCCUUAUGUCCACCGCAAUAUUGCGUAUCAUGUUGUAUUUGCACAUAUCUGUGCGUGCAUACCCAAUGAUACACUAAGUCAGAUGUAAGUUGUUUCUCUGUGUCAGCUCUGUAAGCUGUAUGUUAUAGCUUUCUGUGAUGGCCUUACGAUCUUUGGGGAGAGGACUAUUUCAUUAAAUAAUAAUGUAUUUCGUGCCUUCCUUCAGGGUCAAUUUCCCAUGUUCGUUCUACGUGUUCUUUUAAGGGCAAUUUCAUUCUGGAGGCUAAUGUUCCUUUUUUUUGUGUGUCUAGAAGUAUCUUUAUGUGACAAAAGUACCAACACCAAACCUCAUUUGAUAACUUAUCUGAAUUUCCGUUCAAUGACAGAGAUGAAUGACAAAUGUUAGGAUGAUGAGCGUGAGCAUUUGAUAAUGUGACUCUGCUUUGUCGCAAAGCUACAGUGACAUUGCUCAUGUUGGCUAGCUGAGGAUAGAUGUUGCUUUUUUAUUCACCAAAAAUGUCUAUCAAUGCAAAAAUCUCUUCAUUUUGUUUUGUAAGUAGUUUGGCUUGGAUGGAAAAUGAAGGCCGUCAGACGAUAAUGAUAGUUGUGAAAUUGCUGUACAAUAUCAGUGCAGUAACCUGACAAUAUGAAUGAACAUAGUUGUGGAAUGUGUAAAAUGUGUAAAUAUUUUCUUUGUAAAUAUCCUCCAUUAUAUUGAGUGGUUAUUGUUCCUCUUGAGUUUGUACAGUUCAAACAAGGCUAUUCAUUUAUUUAUUACAAAAUAUCUAUGUAAAUAUAUGAUUUUUUUUCUCAUUUUUUUUUUUUUAGUCUCUUCUCUGUAAAAUGUAUAAUGUUAAACUUGUCUAAUGUUAAUGCCCAAAUAUUCAGUCAUGUCAAAACGAUCCAAAAAUGUUAUUGCACUGUUCAGUAAAUAUGAGCCAUUGUACAUCCGAAGUACUGUACACCUGUGUUAAAAACAUCCAAGGACAUUUUGGAAGGUGAUGGUUACGCUUACUUAUGCUUGUUGGAUCGCGUUCACACUUUUGAACAAAUGGGUCAAAGGUAGCAGUUCGAAAGCUGAGCUUUGAGUUGACACAGACUGUGGUUGUCCUUAAACGUUACAGUGCUUUGUUGAUUUUACAGAAAAAGCAAACGUUUGCAGCAGGUCUUAUUUUGAAAUUCGUCUGUGAUAGUGAUGAAUGGGCAUAACGUAAAAAGCCCAUCAAAUCGCAUUGACCUUAACCUCAGGUUAGCCCAAGCCUCUGAGUUGUGAAGAGUAAGUAAUGAAGUGUAACUUCUGCCUGUUACAAAUUGUUCUGCUUCAUAUUGGUUUAACAUGGGAAGUCAGCAUCCGAUGUAUGUUCAGAUCUGUUUGUCUUGGCUGAAUAAACUUGAAGUAAAUAUUGAACAUUCA
Molecule: messenger RNA, 5273 nt
Organism: Chanos chanos (milkfish)
Lineage: Eukaryota; Metazoa; Chordata; Actinopteri; Gonorynchiformes; Chanidae
Gene: ldlrb
Product: low density lipoprotein receptor b
Exons: 18
Coding region: 169-2808 (879 amino acids)
Biological process (GO): receptor-mediated endocytosis
Cellular component (GO): apical plasma membrane; signaling receptor complex; plasma membrane
Molecular function (GO): protein binding; calcium ion binding; hormone binding
Source: RefSeq, a predicted model, not a curated record